AUGGCUGCCAUGUCCCCAUCCAGCUCUCCGCGGCUGCCCAGCCCGCCGCCAAUCGCCGAAGACCAGCUUGGCCCCAAGUCACCGAUCGCCGAGGAGAGCAGCGAAGGAGCGCCUGUUGCCGUCGAUCACGGAGCUUCGCGAAGGAUACGGCCAGGGACCAAGGCUGCCGAUAUGGCUGAAGGACCACCGCCUCUUGAGCUGAAAGAUAUAGAAUCCGCCUUCCAGCUGAUGGAAUACCUCAAGGCCCAACAUUACGCCGCGACGCAUCCCUCCGAUUCCGCCAACUCCAUACCGCUUGACCGCGAGGCUGCCAUCAAGCUUUCGACACCGCCAGAUGGCGUCGAACGCUCCCUAUGGCUUUACGAACUUUGCCGUUUCCUGACUGAACAUGCCAACUCCAUUCUCAUUGCCCUAUUCGCCGAUGAUCCGCCCUGCUCAGCGCAGACGUGCCCGGAGAUGCGUGCCUCAGAAUGGCAAUACCUGUGCGCAGUCCACGACCCGCCAAAGUCUUGCUGUGCCGUCGACUACUGCUGCCAUACGCUCGACUGGGCGGCCAACACGCUUACAUCUCCGAAAAACUUUCCUAGCCGUUUAGCGCUGGGGACUGAGACCAGCACCGCGCAUCAGCAGAUACGGCAGCUCACAAACGUAUUUCGCCGCGUUUACCGUAUAUUUGCGCACGCAUGGUUUCAGCACAGAGACAUGUUUUGGAAAGUGGAGAACAAAACAGGGCUGUAUUCAUUCUUCAAGGUUGUCUGCGACAUUUACAGUCUAAUUCCAAGCGACAACUACACUAUUCCUCCAGAAGCGGAAGGAAUUGAGGCCACCCUUGUCGAGGCACAAUCUCCUCCGACAAUACUUAAGAAAGAAGCCAAAGAGGCCGAAAGCGAUACUGAUGUUGCUGGCAAUACUACUAUGGUCACUGGGAACACCACGAAAAGACAUAGACACACUCCUUCCGCGACUGUGCAACCAGUCACCACGGUUAUUACUGAGGAGAAUGAAGAUGAGGAAGAGCAGGCGGAUAAGGGCGAGGAAAAGGCGGGCGACGAAGCCAAGGAGGAGCCAGCGUCUGGUGAAGAAGCUAGUGGGUCUUCCAGCAUUGAAGAGCAACCAGCCACCGAAAAGCCAGCGGAAACUGAAGAACCUUCCGCAGCCGCCAACGAGGAAGACGUACUCGACAUGGAGGUAUCUGAAAUCGCCCAAGAAGCCGCGUCAGAAGAAGCACCCCGGGAAGUGGUAGCUGCACCGGCCGAGAUAUCAGAAGAAAGGCGCGAGGAAACGGAAGCAGAGCAGGGAAACAAGGAUGCAAACAAGGGGAGUGAUGAAUCUGAUAACAAGGAGGUGGAGAAAGCCGAAGAGGAAAAGGUUGGAGACGAAGCGAAGCCGGAGGAAGACCCCAAGAAGGUUGGAGAGAGCCCUGCGGCUGAGGGAGAAGAGGCAACCAAAACGGCGCGCCAAGACCUUGCCGCAUCACCACCGCCCAUUCCAAGUACCAACGCAUCCCCAAGCCGCCAUCAACACCAAACCCAAAUCUGA
Aplosporella prunicola CBS 121167 is the source of this 1539-nucleotide messenger RNA. RefSeq lists its product as uncharacterized. The transcript has 3 exons. The record is from RefSeq and is a predicted model, not a curated record. Bases 1 to 1539 code for a protein of 512 amino acids. NCBI's taxonomy places the organism in Eukaryota, Fungi, Ascomycota, Dothideomycetes, Botryosphaeriales, Aplosporellaceae. Gene Ontology annotation, cellular component: cytoplasm.